UGUCGCACAGACCUCCGCCCCUGCAACCAUGCCGCCCAAACAAGGGAUAAACUCCGGAUUUUACCAUAAAAACCCUUAAGGAAGGAGAAAGGGAGUUUUAAAACUUAUUAAGAUUCAGUUUUUGAUGUAAAAAAGAAGGCAGACAGACUUCCGCAGUCCAGAAGCUGUGUGUUAGCGGUUAGCUGGAGUGUAUGGGAGUGAAGUGGAGAAGAGAGGAACAAGAGGAGGAGGUCUGAUUUGUCCAGAGGCGUUCAGCUGGAGGAGCCAUGACUGAAAGUGAGGGACAUUUCUACAGUGUACAGGUGGGAGACUCCACCUUUACAGUGCUCCAACGGUACCAGCAGCUCCGUGCUAUCGGCUCAGGGGCUCAGGGCAUCGUCUGUUCUGCUUUGGACACAGUCUUGGGCAUCCCAGUAGCUGUUAAAAAGCUCAGCCGACCUUUCCAGAACCAGACCCAUGCCAAGCGGGCCUACAGAGAACUGGUGCUGCUAAAAUGUGUCAAUCACAAAAAUAUUAUCCGUUUACUGAAUGUCUUCACCCCUCAGAAGUCCUUGGAGGAGUUUCAGGAUUUGUACCUAGUGAUGGAGCUAAUGGAUGCUAGCUUGUGUCAAGUAAUACACAUGGACCUGGACCAUGAGAGGAUGUCCUAUUUGCUGUAUCAGAUUCUGUGUGGCAUUAGACAUCUGCAUUCUGCUGGUAUCAUCCACAGGGAUCUAAAGCCCAGUAACAUAGUGGUAAAAUCCGACUGCACUUUAAAGAUCCUCGACUUUGGACUGGCCAGAACUGCCUGCACCAACUUUAUGAUGACUCCAUAUGUGGUGACCAGAUACUACAGAGCACCAGAGGUCAUAUUGGGCAUGAAGUACAAGGAGAAUGUGGAUAUUUGGUCGGUGGGCUGCAUCAUGGGUGAGAUGGUUAAAGGCAGUGUUAUAUUCCAAGGCACUGAUCAUAUUGACCAGUGGAAUAAAGUGAUCGAGGUGCUGGGUACACCCUCUCUGGACUUCAUGAACCGUCUGAUGGAGACAGUGAGGAACUACGUGAUGAACAAGCCACAGUUUCCCGGAGUCAGCUUUAGUGAGCUCUUCCCAGACUGGGCUUUUCCAUCAGAAACAGAGCACGACAAGCUGAAAACAAGUCAAGCUCGGGACCUGCUGUCAAAGAUGCUGGUAAUUGAUCCAGAGUGUCGCAUUUCUGUGCAGGAGGCCCUGAGUCAUCCUUACAUUCAUGUGUGGUAUGACCCGGCUGAGGCUGACGCGCCCCCACCUCAGAUCUCAGACAAGCAGUUGGAGGAAAGGGAACACAGCAUCGAACAGUGGAAAGAGCUAAUCUAUAAAGAGGUGAUGGACUGGGAGGAGAGAAAUAAGAACGGUGUCCUGAAGGAGGAGUGCUUAGUAGAUGGGGUGGUAAAUAGCAGUGCCACAGCUUCUCAGUCCUCCUCCAUUAACGACAUCUCGUCCAUGUCCACCGAGCAGACCCUGGCUUCAGACACUGACAGUUCCUGUGUUGAGACCAUCGCUGGGGGCCUAGAGGAGUGACGGUGAACCUCUCCACCCCACAUCACACCCUUUCUCUGUUUCGACUCAUCUUUUCCACAUUUUCUCCAGGUGCUGGUCUGGGCUGGACUGUCGGGAUGUUAAACCGAGAAGGAAACCCAUGCAGACACGGAGAACAUGCACACUCCACACAAAAGAGACCCGGACCGCCCCGACUGGGGAUCGAACCCAGGACCUUCCUGCUGUGAGGCGACACUUUUACCCAUCGAGCCACCAUGCCUCCCACAUUGACUAAACAUAAUUAUAGUCUUAUAGCUUCUGUAUGUGCAUCUUUCUUUUCAAAAUGAAUGUCACAUGAGUAAAAUGCUUGCUGUAUCACUAGUUGAAAUCUAAAACUUGAAUGUCAUAGCAACAGCAUGUGAUUGUAAAGUUUUUGAAGGAUUAAACCCAACUUAUCUGCAGUAACACAUGAACUACCAAAGAUGUAGCAAAAUUCAGGAAAUCUGAAAUGUUGCACACUGCAGCUUUUAAAAUACAUUUAGCUGUUUAGCUUAUUUUAUGCUACCACUAUUGAAGCUGGGUAGAAAAAAUGAAUGAAUGGAUGUGUAAAAUUUUAAAACGUAUUCUGUUACACUAGGCACAUGUCUUUGUUCGUAUAGUAGAUCACCAAUGCAUUCCAGUUUAAGGAAAAUGAAACGUACCCAAAGGUAAAUAUGACCGAGAAUGUUUGGAGUGCAACAACGUGAAAAAGUACGAACAAAUGCAGUGUUAAAAGUAUAGUGUAGCCCUUUGUAACAAAAUCACAUUGGUAAAUAUGAAUUAUACUGUAAUACAACCAUUUUGGCCUCAGAUAAUUCUAAAAAAGAAAACUAUAUAGACAUGUCUGUUCUUAAUGUUUUAGUCAUUUUUAUAGUCACCUUCUUGUAGCCAUGGUGUAAAAUGCACAGCAGAUUAGUACCUGCCCUUUAGCCCUAGUAUUCAUUCAUUUAUUUAUUCAUUUUGAUGUCUGUUUUAUUACUAGUCCCGUACUAGUUUAUUAUGUUUCCCGGAUGUGUUUUGCCCAAUU
Molecule: messenger RNA, 2559 nt
Organism: Trichomycterus rosablanca
Lineage: Eukaryota; Metazoa; Chordata; Actinopteri; Siluriformes; Trichomycteridae
Gene: mapk9
Product: mitogen-activated protein kinase 9
Exons: 12
Coding region: 267-1535 (422 amino acids)
Biological process (GO): JNK cascade; protein phosphorylation
Cellular component (GO): nucleus; cytoplasm
Molecular function (GO): JUN kinase activity; ATP binding
Source: RefSeq, a predicted model, not a curated record